AGUGGUUGGAGCCUCAAAGUUGAUUUCAUAAUCUAUCAUGUAUUUUAUGUUGAUUUUUAGUAAAAUAAUAAGUCCAAAUGUAUGGAGCUUGUAAUUCAAGAAUCAAGAAUAUACAAUAUGCGUGACUUGGACUCUGAAAUCCUUAGUCUUAUUGUAUCAAAACGACUCUUCCACCGUUUCAUUAGAUAUUAAAUUUGUUUUCUUAACUCGAAAAAAAAAAUCUUAGAAUAGUUCCUAAGUGGAAUAGGUUCAAAAAAAUAUAAAUAGAGAUAAGGAUAUCAACUAUUAUACACAUCAAUACUUGCAUGCAUGACACUAAACACGAGGAUCAAUAUCUCCCUAGGACAAAACACAUGACCAUGAGCAAAGUAAUAACGGAUUGCUUGUCCACGUUCCAUAUAUUAAUUAGAUGGUGAUGAAAUCCUUACAUUGAUAUCAAUCUUAGUAUCUCCUUUCUUGCUUCAUAGAUUAUUCAAAUUUUGAUCAAUUUUAAUAUUUAAAUUUUGUUCAAACAAGUGAAGAUUUUGGCGAAGAUUACACAAUUUCAUACCCUCAUAUGAAUCAUGUUUCUUUUAUAAAAUCAACAAAGCAACAUAAUGUAUACCAAUUAAAUUCAAGUGAUUUCAUUGAUUAUCUUCAUCAAUAGAGAUUAUCUAUAUAUUUUAUAAAAAAAAGUGAUGGGGCAUGAAAACCCUACACCACUAUUUAAUUUUGGAUUGACCUAAUUCUUUUGAAAUUAAUUUUCUUUUCAUCAUUAAUAUAUACUUAUAUAUUUGUAUUUAAAGAAUGUGAAUAGGGAGAAAAAGAAUGAAGAAUUGACUAAUGAUGGGGGAGCCGCCUUGGUUGGAGAGGCAUGACAAGCAUGAAAAUUAACAUUAAUCAAAGAAAGAUAGACCAAGUGUUAGAUGAGGGGAGCAGAAAUAUGUAAUUUGUGGGUUCCCUUUUUUAUCAGUGACAUGCUCGGAUUAGUUACAUGCGUCUCUCUUUCUUUGGCUUUCUCUCUCCUCCUCACUCUUUUUUUUUUUUUUUUAAAGAAAAUUAGCCCGAAGACCAACUUAUAUUAGGCUACUAGCCUCACAAACCCGUUCAGAAGCCGGGUACAAAACUAAACAACCCGAAAGUUUGGAUCCUUUUCGAGAACUCAUGGUAAGAUGAGUUUUCUCUUGGCUGCCUCGCAUAAUGCCCACUCAUCCAGAGGUCCAACAAGUCCAAACCUCCAACAUUUUUGAAUUUUUGCUUUGACCAAAAUUUAAACGUUGGUCUUCUUCAAGGAAGAUAGGAAGCCGUACCAAUAAACUCAAAAUUUCUUGGUAAUAGCCAAAAAUAAAUACCCAAUAUAUUAUUAGAAUAAAGAUUUAAAUUCUAAGCUAUCCUCUAAAAGUGGGAGUGUUACCCAUUGAGCUCUUACUUCUCAGUUCUCCUCACUCCUUUAUUACUUCCCAUUUUAUUUCUCUUCAUAUAUAGUUAGUAGUAUUUCUAUUUGAGCUUGCUGUUUUAGUCCCUCCAAAACUCUUCGCAAAACUCAAAAGCCAAACACCCCCUUAACUUUCUCUCUCCUCUAUUUUGCCCACACAAACUCUACUCUUCACCCACCUCAAAAAAAUAAAACAUACUCACUUAGUUAUAUCAUAUACACUCUCUCAGUAAAAUUUAUAUUGAAUAAAAUAAACAGAGAGAAAAAAAAGGGGUGAAAAACAGAGUACUAAAAACAGAGGAAUUUUUUAAAUCCAAUUCUUCAUCGUUUUUCCUUCAAAUUCCUCUCUUUUCAAAUUAUUUGCUUGUUUUUUGAGGUGGGGUUUUUAAAAUUGAUCUUUUUAAUGGAUUGUUGGACGCCAUCUCUUAAAGUAGACGAAGAAUUUCAGAAAUUGGUAUUGCGUAUGAACCCUCCAAGGGUUACGGUUGAUAAUUCAUCAAGUAGAAAUACCACUUUGAUUAAGGUAGAUAGUGCAAAUAAACGGGGUAGUUUGUUGGAGGUAGUUCAAGUUCUAAAUGACAUGAACCUAAUCAUCAGAAGGGCUUAUAUUUCUUCAGAUGGAGAGUGGUUUAUGGAUGUAUUUCAUGUCACGGAUCAACAUGGGAAUAAGCUAUGUGAAGAUGAUGUAGCAGAACGAAUUCAACAGUCACUAGGACCGAGAGCACGUAGCUUUCGAUCCAGGAGAUCAGUAGGAGUGCAGGCUGCUGUGGAGCACACAACUAUAGAACUGACAGGAAGGGAUAGGCCAGGCCUGCUCUCGGAGAUCUUUGCGGUCCUGACAGACCAUAAAUGCAAUGUGGUUGCAGCCGAAGUCUGGACGCACAGUUCGAGAAUGGCUUCAGUGGUUUAUAUCACUGAUGAAGCAACAGGGUCAGCCAUUUAUGAUCCUGAUCGUCUGACCAGGAUUGAAAACCUUUUGCUAGCAGUGCUCAUGGAAGAUCGGGAUAAAAGGAGCGCUAAUACCGCGGUCUCAGUUGGGGGAACUCAUACUGAGAGGAGGCUACAUCAGAUGAUGUAUGCUGAUCGAGAUUAUGAUAUGAUGAACAUGAAUGGUGUAAUUCCUGGUUGUAGCCAACCUAGAAAACCUCUUGUAACAGUGGACAACUGCUCAGAGAGAGGGUACACUGUUGUGAACUUGCGUUGUGCAGAUAGACCCAAGCUUCUUUUUGACACAGUUUGCACUUUGACGGAUAUGCAGUAUGUGGUUUACCAUGCUACACUCAUAGCAGAAGGCCCAGAAGCUUAUCAGGAAUAUUACAUUAGGCACACAGAUGGAUGCCCCAUCAGCUCAGAAGCAGAGAGACAACGACUUAUUCAUUGUCUAGAGGCUGCUAUAAGCAGACGAACUUCUGAGGGUAUAAUGUUGGAACUUUGUAGUGAUGAUAGAGUUGGUCUUCUCUCGGAUGUAACACGGAUAUUCAGAGAAAAUGGUCUGUCAGUCACCCGAGCUGAGGUAACAACUCGGGGGUCUCAAGCCACAAACGUGUUCUAUGUGAUCGAUUCUUCAGGGAAUCCAGUAAAAAGCCAAACAAUUGAAGCAGUUCGAAAAGAGAUUGGUCAGACGAUUCUCCGGGUAAAAGAAGAUGAGUACUCAAAAUCCCCUCCUCAAGAAAGUGGAAGGUUUUCCCUAGGAAAUCUCUUCAAAUCAAGAUCAGAAAAGUUCCUCUACAACUUAGGGCUCAUUAAGUCAUAUUCUUGAGCAUCUUGUUGGUGAAGUAGUAGGCAUUGCCCACUGUAUAUGUUUCUCUAGGCUUUGUUUGGGCACACAAUUCUAUUAGGUUUGACUAAAAAAGUAAGCUUCUUUGUAGAAAAGCUUUUUAACUGAUCUUCUGAUUGAUUAUCUUUGGUUCAGCCACAAAAGCUUUUUUCUCUUCAGUCCACAUCCAACCUUGUAAAGUCUCAUAGCAGUAAAUAUUAUGUAAAUUCUGUCUGCAUCUUUUCCUUUCCUCUAAGGGGAAAGGACACUGUAAAUAAAAUCUAUUCAUGUCACCUCA
Molecule: messenger RNA, 3468 nt
Organism: Beta vulgaris subsp. vulgaris (sugar beet)
Lineage: Eukaryota; Viridiplantae; Streptophyta; Magnoliopsida; Caryophyllales; Amaranthaceae
Exons: 7
Coding region: 1818-3173 (451 amino acids)
Source: RefSeq, a predicted model, not a curated record